Messenger RNA from Thalassophryne amazonica, 2378 nucleotides. It is a transcript of the gene tfpia, whose product is annotated as tissue factor pathway inhibitor a. The record is from RefSeq and is a predicted model, not a curated record. Gene Ontology annotation, molecular function: serine-type endopeptidase inhibitor activity. The transcript has 7 exons. Lineage: Eukaryota; Metazoa; Chordata; Actinopteri; Batrachoidiformes; Batrachoididae. Bases 79 to 936 code for a protein of 285 amino acids. Gene Ontology annotation, biological process: negative regulation of peptidase activity. Gene Ontology annotation, cellular component: extracellular region.
CUCUGAGACGUUCGGCUGCUUUGUUGAAGUUGUGUUCAAACUUUCAGAACUCAAUUUUCUCCGCGCAGCAGUAACAGCAUGACUCCCGACCACCGCUGGCUCAUUUGGUGCGCCGUCUCUCUCUGCUGUCUCGCCUGUUUUGUGUCUUGCAGAAGUGGAGAUGGUGCACGGACAGAGCUUUUCAUCUUCAGUGAGCUGUGUGCCCUGAAAGAUGAGCCCGGGCCUUGCAAAGCCAUUAAGACCAGAUACUACUUCAACAUCGACACUGGACAGUGUGAGCAGUUUGAAUAUGGAGGAUGUGGGGGAAAUGCAAACAACUUUGCCUCUUUGGAAGCAUGUCAGGAAAUGUGCAUUGUGUCGGCUGACAAGAACCCUUGUCAUUUAGGGGAAGCUCCUGGCCCUUGCCGAGGGCUUUUGACACGCUACUUCUAUGACACCAGGAGUCAGAAAUGCAAACAUUUCUUUUAUGGAGGCUGCUUUGGUAAUGCCAACAAUUUCAGGAGCAUGAUGGAGUGCCAGCACAAAUGUCAGAACCCAGCAAAAACCACCAAGGCACCAGAGGUCAACACUCUGCCUGUGAAACCUUCCAGACGUGUCAUGCCAAUGCCAACUGAAAUGCUUUUAAGACAAACUCAGCCUCAAGUGAAUAAGUCAGACCAACAUCGGAAAGGGGCUCCAGACUUCACACCACCAGAGGUUUGUCUCAGCCCUGUGGACAGUGGAUCUUGUAAUGGUGCAGAAAAGAGGUUUGCAUACAACCCGAACACAAAGAGGUGCCACAUGUUUCGCUACAGUGGCUGUGGAGGAAAUGCCAACAACUUUUCCCACCGUAGGCAUUGCAUUCGAAAGUGCCUGAAGAUUGAUCAUGCUCAUGGGACGAAAAUGAUCCGUAUCAGGAGGAAAAAUAUUAACAACAUUUUGUUUCGCACAGCCUGAGCACGUGAUUUUUUCAUAACAGAUACUUCCGUAUUUAUACUUUGAUUUCACUCAUAUCUACUAUUUGUCUGUUUUUUUCAUACUUACUGUGAAAAUAAUGUCCAGAGUGGCUGCAUUACACUUUGUGGGAACAAUGUUCCCUUUUCAUUAUUUUCCACAUUAAAUCAAGGUUUUACAAAUGGGGAUGCUUGCAGCUUUGACAAAAACCUUUGCUUUUUGUUUUGCAGAGAUGUAUUUGUGUGUAUACACAUACAUAUACACACACACACACACAUAUAUAUAUAUAUACACAUUGAAUUUGAGCCUUUUGAAUUGUAUGCCACAUGACAUUAAUUAUUUAUCCCAUUGUAUGAGUUGUACCAUUUGCCUUUUUCUCCCAUGUGUUUUAUUUUAUUACAGGCCUCCAUUAGCUUUUCAUACAAAUUGUUCCUUGAUAUGAUGAAGCUAAGUCCAGCAGCCGCAGUUUUCAUUGGGCUGUCUUUAGUACCUGUUGAAGCAAUGUCAGAUGAUAACUUUGCAAAGUUGUUAUUGAGAUUUCUUGCUGAACUCAGUGGUGUGUCAGUGAGUCGCCUGUGGAGUGUAAUGAACUGCUGGGUCCCACUGCUGUCUGAUUCCUGCUCCGAGACACACAAACUAAUUUUAAGUAAGUUAUAAAAUGGUGCAGAUCCAUUUUGGCUUCAUAUAGAUCAAAUAAUGAGGCAUAAUUGAAAUAUUAUAGCUUCAUUACUUCUGAAUAUAUUUUAAAAUAAUCACAAAUAUUUUGAAGUAAUUUUAAACUUUAUUAUAAAAAGUUGAAAUGAACAGCAUUUUUACAUAUUUUUAAUGGUCUCUCACAGCCUACCUGCAGGGGGCAUAGCCCAGACUUUGGCUCUCACUGGUUUACAACUUAUAAACUCAUUGGUUCACAGUAAAAUUGCUGAAACUGUUCUGCUGUAGUGAUUCUGAUUUGAUUUGAGGCGUAUUGAGUCCAGGUCUGUUCAACCCAAUUAUCAGUGAGUUUUGGUAGAUUUGUGGAUUUAUUGGACAAUAUGAAAGUAUUUUUCCCCCACAAAGGCUCACUUGGUUGCAUUCAUAAACAAAAAUGCCAUUUGAAUUGUGUGUUUAAUCAUGUCUAUUUUAUAUUAAAUUUUGUUGUAUCUGAAACUAGUUUGCGUGAAUUACACAGGCCUAAUAGGUUUUGCACAGCACUAUGUAUAUACUUUAUAGGUUUCCUGGAUUUUUGUUUUAGACUGAACUUUGCUUCCUAUUCUGUUUUCUAAAUAGUUGAAUCAGUUUAAUGUUGUUGAUGUAGUAGCUAAGAUAACCAAAGGGGGGCAGGGUUGUAUAGGUUUUGAUUUCACAGAGGUUCACUGCAAUGAACUUGCUUGGUUGCACAAUAUUUGUUGUGGUUUUGUAGACAACACUGUUGUUCUGAAUAUUACACAAUAAAGUUCUAAACAGUC